Molecule: messenger RNA, 4681 nt
Organism: Ruditapes philippinarum (Manila clam)
Lineage: Eukaryota; Metazoa; Mollusca; Bivalvia; Venerida; Veneridae
Exons: 15
Coding region: 920-4654 (1244 amino acids)
Biological process (GO): G protein-coupled receptor signaling pathway
Cellular component (GO): membrane
Molecular function (GO): protein binding; G protein-coupled receptor activity
Source: RefSeq, a predicted model, not a curated record
UGAACACUUUGUUUGAAUUUCUUUAGUUGACAGUUGUUUCCUUUAACUGUAGUUAAGUCUAUUUAUUAAAAAAUUAUUUAUAUUUUUUAAAGAAGUUGCCAGAUAACUACUUACAUUUUAAAUUACAAAGAUAUAGGCAAUUCUAUCAAAAGCUUUUAACCAUAUUAAUGUCAGGACCAAGUGAGGAUUAUUCUAUUUGUAUGUAAUGUUCAACUGAAGGAUUGUUGCUAAUAUCAAAAUCCUCAUAUACCUUUUAACCUUACGAUAUUUCCUAAGAAGAGUAGUAUUUCACGCAUUUGCAUUCUGCGAAUGGCAUAAAGGCGACACAGUCAAAUAAGUUUUUAUUAAGUAUAAAAGAAUGCGAUAAACAAUUCGAUGCCUUAUUUUUUAUUUUGAUGCCUUACCGAUGCAAAGGUAAAUUUAAGCAAUUGAAUUAAACUUUUCUGCAUGUACGCAUUCAGGGUCUUUCAGAUGUAUAAGAAAAUUUGAGUGAUAUUUUUAAUUAACUUUCGAACGAGUCAAUUCCCCAACCCAAGCCCGUAGGAGGGAAAUUAAAAUCAGCUUUGUUCUCAAACUAAAAUAUAUACGGAGCCUCAUACAUGACACGCUCAUCUAUUGUUUUAACAUGUUUGUAUUAAUCAUGUCGUUCAAACGAAAUGUGAAAGUAAAGUGUUUAUUCUUUAAACGAAAGUAAAUUUACAUAACGACCAAAUUGAAGAGUAUGUUAUGUCAAUACCUCAAUAUCAUUAUGAUAUGCAUAAAGGUAUUAUAAAAAAGGUCAUCAAAGUUUGUAUUGUAGAUUUUUUGUAUUUAAAUUUCUUGCUCAGUUGAAUGUAAACAUUUAUUAGACAAAGAUACCAUCAGUUUGCCUAAAACGGAGGUGCUUGACGCUAAGUGCUCUGAUGGAUCAUCAAUACUUAUGGUGAACUGGUGUGAUAAGAAUUUCGACUGCUUAGACUAUACAGAUGAAUUGUCAUGUUUGAACAAACUCCAAGAUCACAAUCUCUCAAAAAAUACAACUACGGAGACAAUGAUAAAAUCUGAUUUACCCCGCGGACACAAUUCUUGGGCGUAUUUUCGCUGUGAACAUAGCAAAGAGUGGAUAUCUGUGUUAGCUAAAUGUGAUGAUGUCAUUGAUUGUCUUGAUGCUUCGGACGAAGUCAUAUGUUUACAUGGCAAUAUUGAAUGUGACGAAGACGAGUUUUCUUGUGACAACGGAAAUUGUAUUACACUGAGUCGAGUUUGCGACUUUAAACCGGACUGUAUGGACGGCAAAGAUGAAUUGUGUGAAUACCCAACAUGUGAUGAUGAAACUGAGUUUCGUUGUGAAAAUAGACAAUGUAUCCCAGCAGUCAAUCAAUGUAACGCUGAAUACGACUGUUUCGACAAUAGCGAUGAAACAGAUUGUGGCUUCUGUGAGAAAUCGUUUCUUUGUGCUGCUGAUUACAAAUGCAUUCCACAUCGACUGACGUGCGAUCGAUAUCCUGACUGUAAGGAUGGCGGUGAUGAAAGAUUUUGCAUAGGUAAUCCUCCAACUUCUGAUGACUUCAGCAAUGAAUACUUUUCGUCAAGGAUCAUUAUUGCAGUGAUUAUCUUAUAUCAGGUACAGGCAGAUUGCAAGUUCGCUCUUCGGGAAGCGGCAAUUGUUGACAAUUACCACAAUGACUUCGCAUAUCCGUCCUGUGACUGCACGAUAGGAACGUUCAAAGUACAUAAAUAUCUCUUUACUAUGCUUAAUGAUACUUUAUUUGAUAUGGUCUCGAUAACCAGAUGCGAUGGAAGAGAAAUCACAAAUGAGAACGAUACUGUAAGAAGAAUUGUCAGUGAAAGGGAUAGGUUGGAACAUUUAUUUAAAGGAUGGCCAGAUUUCCUAGACAUACAAUUUGGACUUCCUUAUUGCACCUACGAUUACAAUGCAAGCGUAUUUGGUGAGCUUUUCCAUUGUGAAAGAGACGAUAAAAUAAUACAAGAGUCGAUGAUUUGUAUUUAUGCCCUAGAUGCCAGCGGUUACAUGACUGGAUGUAGGUCUGGAGACCAUUUACAAAAUUGUGAAAAAUUCAUUUGUCCUGAAAAUACAGUGAAAUGUCCUGGAAGUUACUGUAUUGAGCAGAGAUUUCUAUGUGAUGGACAUAUAGAAUGCCCUGGAGGAGAAGACGAACAAGAUUGUACGUGUACAAACUCGGAAAAAGAAGUAAUCUUAUUUCUAGAAGAUUCGGACUCAGAGAUUGAAGAAACAGCAAUUCAUUUAGCUAAACAAUUCUUUACAAGCACCGAAAAAAGUAUCGUAAGAUUGUUUUACUUUAAGAGACUGCAUAGUUCAAUUGAGACUGACAUUACAGAUAUAUUGUUGGAAAUCAGAGAAGAGCGUGUAAAUUCAAUUUGUGAAACUGAAUGCAAGAAUAGAACAUUGCCAACAGAUUUGAUAAAAAGUCUACAAUUUUCUAAAUCAGAAAAAAGAGCUAUUAUUAUGCUUGAGAAUAGUGAUGAAUCGUCCAUUGUUGAUAAGUUAGCAUUGUCAAAUCUCACAGAACCAGAUUUUACAAUAUAUCGAGUGAUAAAAGAUUUCAGUUUGUCACUUUAUAAAACUGAUAGAUACAAAUUUGUGAAAGAUAUACACAUAAGUACAUGGACUUCGCUGUUUUUGACUGGAUUUAGGCGUUUUCCAGAAAUAUGUACAGAGGCUUCAAACGUUUCAUGUCCUGGAAUGUACAGAUGUUCUUCAAGUAAGCAAUGUAUACCACUUAAACAACUGUGUGAUAAAGUCAUUCACUGCAGUAAUGGUGAUGAUGAACUCCUGUGUGAUUCUGUGUGUCCUCUGAAAUGUAAUUGUACUGGUGAUUUUAUCAACUGUAGAGCUGCCAACAUAUCUAUAUCUGAUAUCUCAUCACUGACAAUACAGGCAAGGAGUGCUGAUCUAAGUAAAAAUCAAGAAAUAAAAGAAAUAUACAAAGACAAUUUACGUUUUCCUUUCAUGUUACGACUUAAUAUUUCGUCGUGUGACAUUCACCAUAUUGAUAAACAAGCUUUCUAUGAAAUGCAAAAUCUCUUAUCACUGGAUCUAAGUAGUAACAGAAUACGAGAGUUAUCGGAUAAGGUAUUUAGUAGGCUUGGUCGUUUAACCUACUUGAAUCUAGAAAGCAACUUUGAAUUGGAAAAGAUUUCAUCUACAGCGUUUAAAGAUUUAAAAGCAUUAAGAAACAUAAGAAUUUCAGGCACAAACCUGAAAAAAAUAAGCUCAUUUACAUUCUCUGGCCUACAGUUGGAAAGUUUAGAUAUUUCUAACAACAAAAUUGAAGAAAUUGAAGAUAAUGCCUUCAGCAAGUCGAGUGUUCAUAAAAUUAAUUUUGAAGGAAAUAAUGUGAUAAGAUUUGGAGAAUUUAUGUUAAAAGACGUAACAUCACUUCAAGAGCUUUAUACACCUGCAUUUAAGUUUUGUUGUAUAGUCCGCCCACCUUCCUUUCCUGAAGAAAAUUGCAAACCAUUAAGGGAUGAAUUUUCUUCAUGCGAUGAUCUGAUGAGAAACUCUGUACUGCAAGCAUUUCUGUGGAUAGUUGGGGUAGCCUCAUUGUGUGGAAACCUCUCGUCAAUCAUUUACCGCCUUGUCUUCGAUCGAAAAAGGCUAAAAAUAGGUUAUGGCAUAUUUGUAACUAACCUUGCAGCAGCAGAUUUCCUGAUGGGAGUGUACCUUAUCAUAAUAGCAAUUGCUGACUCACUCUACAGAAACAGAUACAUUGCUAUGGAUGAUCAAUGGAGAAACAGUAAUUGGUGUAUUACUGCCGGCGUUUUAUCUACAGUGUCAUCUGAAGCCAGCGUUUUAUUUCUUUGCCUGAUCACAUUAGAUAGACUUUUGGUGAUCAAGUUUCCAUUUGGAACAGUUAGGUUUGGUCCUUUGAAGGCGUACAUUUGCUGCGGAAUAUGCUGGUUUAUUUCGAUUAUCCUAUCGAUCAUUCCCAUUAUUUACACAAGUCACUUCCAUGACAAAUUUUACUCCAAAACAGGGGUAUGUAUUGCAUUGCCUUUAACACGCGACAGACCUCCAGGAUGGAUAUAUUCUAUGUCAAUUUUCGUUGGUUUGAAUUUCUGCACUUUUAUUCUGGUUGCUAUAGGACAAAUCUCCAUAUUCACAGAACUUCGGCGAGCAGGGUCAGUUAUGAAGAAAACACAGCAAUCCAGAAAACGUGAUUUGAAAGUGGCUAGAAAUCUUAUCCUCGUUGCAACAACCGAUUUUCUGUGUUGGUUUCCAAUUGGAGUGAUGGGUAUUUUGUCCUUAAAUGGAUUUCAGAUUUCCAGUGAUGUUUAUGCAUGGACUGUCGUUUUCAUAUUACCAAUUAACUCUGCCUGUAAUCCGCUUUUGUAUACAGUGACUGCAAUAAUUGGAAAGAAGAGUUUCAAUCCUAGUAUUGAUGAGCAAAGUAGAACCAUGGUUCAGAAAGAAAUCGGAAACGCCAUUCUAGAAUAUCAGAAAUUCGGCAAAUCCAUUUGCAUGAAACAUGAACAUGUACCAGCCGGAACAAUGAGAAGUAUCCAAGAAAUCAUGAAUGACGAGACAUGUUUGUCAGCCAGUACUGUUGCAGCAGUGUCCAAACAACUUGCCGAGUACCUUCGACUAUUACAUGAGUCUUUUAUUGCUAUAGAUCAGAUAUGUGAGGACUAAUAUUUACAUUGAAGUAAAUAAGACAAA